Messenger RNA from Capronia coronata CBS 617.96, 1209 nucleotides. RefSeq lists its product as uncharacterized. The record is from RefSeq and is a predicted model, not a curated record. NCBI's taxonomy places the organism in Eukaryota, Fungi, Ascomycota, Eurotiomycetes, Chaetothyriales, Herpotrichiellaceae. The transcript has a single exon. The coding region runs from base 1 to 1209 and encodes 402 amino acids.
AUGUCAUCGUCAUCUUCUCUGCUCCCUCACGCCGUGCGAGCGUCCUUCUGGCGUGGUGGUACCUCCAAGGGCAUCUUCCUCACGCUUUCAGACCUGCCUGAUUGGCUUCAGACCAGUCUCGCCUCAAAUGUUCAGUCUGGCACUGCUCAGUUUAGAAGAAUGGAAGCGUUCUUUGCCACGAUCAUGGGAUCACCGGACCCAUACGGUAGACAGCUAAAUGGGAUGGGAGGGGGCAUAUCGUCCCUCAGUAAAGCGAUGGUGGUUGGUCCCUCAAACCAACCAGAUGCUGAUAUCGAUUACACCUUCUUCCAGAUAGGCAUCAAUGAUGGAAGGCUCGAUAUGGCUGGUAAUUGUGGCAAUCUGACUGCUGCAGUUGGCCCUUUUGCGCUCUAUGCCGGCCUCUAUGAGAAGAUUCCAGGCAGCGAGAGUCAACCGCACGCCGUUCUCGAGAGUGAGUGCAUUACCCUGAGAAUGAGGAACACAAAUACAGACAAAAUCAUCCAGUCCGAUUUCCAAGCAUGUCGAGUCAACGGGCACUGGCAAUACCUCGAACUAGGAAACUGUUCCAUCGACGGUGUCCCCGGGACAGGGUCGACCAUUACUCUAUCAUUCCUUGACCCAUCGGGCUCCAAGACCGGAACUGCACUGCCGACAGGCAACCCAAUUGAUGAGAUUGAAGUCGGAAAUCAUGUCAUUCAGGCGUCACUUAUCGACGUCAGUAACCCUGGAAUUUUCGUCGAUGGGAGUGAGAUUGGUUGGCGGGCAAAUGCCUCGCCUGAGGAACUUAACGUCGAUCAGGCACUACUGGACAAGCUCGAGACGAUCCGCAGAACGGGCGCGGAGAUGAUGGGUCUGGAUCCCAACAUCAGCAGCAUACCCAAGAUCGUCCUGCUUUUCCCAACCACUACUGAGGACGGUGGGGACCUUGCUUGCCAGGCUCUGUCCAUGGAGCAAGCCCACAAGGCCGUUCCCGUGACACUCGCCCUGAAUUUGGGGGUGGCUUGCAAAAUGCAUGGCACUAUUCCGGCAAAGCUGUCCAGGCACCUGCAUCCCUCCAAUACGGUGAUCAGUCAUCCUUCGGGAACGCUGGAAGUGGGAGCCUCUAUCGAGUAUGGUGAAGUACACAGCGCAAAGUUAAUUAGAACUGCUCGAUGCCAUAUGGAUGGAUUUGUGAAUAUCCUGAGAGCAGAAGAGGACGAAGUGUCUUGA